This is a messenger RNA of Lepisosteus oculatus (spotted gar), 5237 nucleotides long. Its product is annotated as zeta-sarcoglycan. NCBI's taxonomy places the organism in Eukaryota, Metazoa, Chordata, Actinopteri, Semionotiformes, Lepisosteidae. The record is from RefSeq and is a predicted model, not a curated record. Gene Ontology annotation, cellular component: sarcolemma; sarcoglycan complex. Gene Ontology annotation, biological process: heart contraction; cardiac muscle tissue development.
AAAAUGGCCAGCCCUAGAGCUCAGAGCUUACAGUAAAGGACAGCACGGGAACUGGAGAGCUUCAAACAAGACAACACCUGCUUAGGACCUGGGCACAAAAUGCUUCAUUUGUUGUCUUUAGCCAAUAAUUGGUUCAAUGAAGUGGCUUAGACCUCAUUUGCUACGAAACCCGAACGAACGAACGAACACGGGACUCCAGGACUGGGGCUUCCCCGGCAGUCGGCUGGCAGCGUGCGCGCCUUCCUUCUCCGGAGUGAAGAGGCAUCUUGAUUAGCCCAGCAGCGGGCAAUCAGCCUGCCACACAGCCGCACGGGGUCUGACCCGGCGUUAGGACCCAGGGGAGCAGCUGGUGAGCAAGGGCAGUUUGCUUUUGGAGAGCCGGAAAAAAAUUUCUGUUUUGUGAGAAAGACGGUUGGAGCGGAGGCAGGCAGGCAGUCAGUCUCACCUGGUGGUGAAUGACAGUACAACAAGACGGGGGAAAAUCUCUGCGCCGCCAGAAUUAUCCACCUUCAACUCUCUCGGUAUAUUCUUCAUGGGAGGAGAGAGUCCUUCCAGACUUUUAUCGACACAACUACAGAAUCCCACUUCAUUGCCGAGGUAGUGCACAGGCGAGGGUUCUGCUCAGCAAGAGAAGCGAAUUGAUCAUUGGCUUUCCCUGCAACUGAUCAGAAAUUGAAAUGUUCUAAUAUAUUAAUGAUCAGGAUUCGGAAAGGCAGAUAUAACCGGCACCGGUAUUCAGCCUCGACACAUUUUUCUUAAAUUUGCCGCAUGAAGCUGUCCAAGACACUGGGUUUUCAGAGGAUGCAGCAAUUUGCUGGUCGCUAGCUCUUAUAUUUGCAGGAGACGACAUGAUCUCACAUCGAUGGAAUUUGCUGGUUUAAUUAGGCUGGCAAGCGAUCUGGUUAACGGAGAGAACACCUGCCCAUUCAUAAUUAAGAAGUUCAAGUGAAUUGUUUUGGUUAUUAUUUUUAACCAGUGGAGGCGUGAUCCGUGGGAAUGACACUGAGAAAGGCUGCCGAGGGCUGGAGGACUGGGCUGAGUUCGGGUCGGAAACUACAAGUCUAGAUUUUGCAACUUACUUACUUUAUAAUUCAAUCUCCUCUUAAUGGACCGAUCAACAUCCUUGGACAUCGAAGCUCUGAAGAUGACCCAGGAGCAGUACAUCCUGGCUGCCCAGCCCAGCAGUCUUCAAAGGCCAGGCUGUGCCCCUGUAUAUCCUGUGGGAGUGUACGGCUGGAGAAAAAGAUGUUUAUACUUCUUUGUCCUGCUGCUGUUGGUCAUCAUGAUUGUCAAUCUGGCAUUGACCAUAUGGAUCCUGAAGGUCAUGAACUUCACGGUGGAUGGAAUGGGCAAUCUCCGUGUCAACAAGGAAGGAAUAAGGCUGGAGGGCAUUUCGGAGUUUCUUCUUCCGUUAUAUGUUAAAGAAAUCCAAUCCAGAAAGGACAGCCCACUGAUCUUGCAGUCUGACAGGAAUGUGACUGUGAAUGCACGGAAUGACCUUGGGCAGCUUACAGGACAGCUCACUGUUGGAUCAGAGACUGUAGAAGCACAAUGCCAGCGAUUCGAAGUGAAGACCAGUGACGGGGGAAAAGUGCUGUUUUCUGCUGACGAGGAAGCCAUCAGCAUUGGCGCGGAGAAACUGAGGGUGACAGGUACGGAAGGAGCAGUUUUUGGGCACUCGGUCGAAACCCCGCAUGUCAGAGCAGAACCAUUUCAAGAUCUGAAGCUGGAAUCGCCAACGAGGACCCUCACAAUGGAGGCUCCUAGGGGGGUUGAGAUAAGUGCGGAUGCAGGAGACUUCAAGGCUACCUGUCGAAAAGAGAUGCAGCUUCAGUCUACAGAGGGAGAGAUAUUUCUAAACGCGAAUACAAUCCGACUGGGGAACCUUCCACUUGGCACUUCGGCGGCUUCUCUGGGUUCCACCGUCCCGAAACAGACAGUGUACGAGCUGUGCGUCUGCCCCAACGGAAAGCUGUACCUCUCCCCAGCCGGGAUGGGCUCCACCUGCCAUUCCACAAGCAACAUUUGUCUCUGGAGCUGAGAGCGAGCGGAUGAGGUUCUUCCACCAGAAAGGCCUUUGGUCACUGUUCUCUCAGUUUGGCUUUUUCUCUGCUAAGUGAAAAUCAGGAAAACUGCAGGUGGCUUCCAAAGGCCGCAUCUUCCAGACUGCGCAGGAGCAAAAAUGUUGCCUUUUUUAAUUUUUUAACGAACACAAGGAGAAGGUAUUGCAGGCGAGGAACUUGAACACAGCGCACACGGUGAGGCUAGGAUCUAGUAUAUAUUUUCUAAAACUGAAAUGAAUACACAGGUGCCUUUGCUAUUCUCAGUAAAGCACAUCAUUUACAACCUUAAAAGAGACCUUCAAUACAUGUUUUUCUUCUGUUUAAGGAAUUUCCGCCCCUGAAUGACAUCAACAAGACUUCUAACACAGUAUGCAUUUCUCUACUGUUCAACUAAAAGCACAAUAAUGCCAUGUAUAUAAUCCAACCCAAAUCAAUAAUAAAAUAAUACGAGUUUUAAAUAAUCAUUUAUCUGAGAAUGCUUGGUAGUACCUUAUAUUAUUUAGUUAACAUAGUCAUGUAUAUUUUUAUGUCUUUGUUUUGGGCUUUCAUAAUAUUUUGAAAAAUCUUUUUCUAUGCUUCACACCAUGUACUGUACAUCUAAAGAUGUUUGCUGGGACGUUACUUAAAGGAAGUCAUAAAUAAGGCCGUAUCUUCAUUUCAGCUACAUUAAAUGGCUCUGUUAGAUGUUCAGGUUGACACAUGGACAUUUGUGUUUAAGUCAGAGCUCCAUCGACAAGCCGUAGUCUGCUACACGUUCAUCCCAAGCCAGUCUGGUGGGCUUGUUUUCAAGCAUUUCAUGACGUCAGCUGUAAUUGCAAAAACAGAUUAAAGUCCGUGAUACAACGUCAUAAAGUCACCCAUUGUUGCCGUGUCAAGAGUGUGUUGCAAACAUAUUCUACGGCUGGCCUUCCAAACUGCACCCAACAAGGCUGGAAGCAACAGACAGACAAGAAAGUUCCUGUUUCAAAAUUUUACUUUUCUCGGCCACGCAUUGUCUUUUUAAAGAUCAGAAUAACGUCCUCAGUGUCUGCAAUGCACUUACAGUACCUGCAGCCUGUUCUAUUAUAGAGUAGCAAUUGUCACCUGUGAUCGACACAAGCAGGAGGCAGUGGCUGUGGGGAACAGAACAAAAGUCUAACAUGUGUCUGUGUGAAAAAAGUAGCAUCUUGUCAUCAGACUUACCAAACAAAUACUGCACUAGAAAGACAUUUUAGCCUAAAAAGGUAAAUUUAUAUAUGUUCUCUUGUGACAGUACUGUUGUGAUAAAUUGUAAUGACAUCAAAUAUUGUUUUUCUAUAAAGGUAAUGAGAUUACCAAUACAAUACAUGACAUCCCAAAUUAAAACAAAAAGCAAAAAGAUGAAUAAAAAAACAGGCUUGCAGUUCUUCUUUGAUAACCUAUUGUGCUUUUCUAGACACUAAAACACCCAAAAUUCUUUCUGCUUUCUUGCCAUGAUCCCAAAACAAUAAAGUGAUUGUGGUUGUCCUGUAGGCCGAUGACAUCUUUCAUGCAGAGUACUAACCCCACAUGUGCUGCAUCUGUGUCUCUGGCUGCUUGCGUGUUCUCACCUGCACAAGUCACACAUUCAAGAACACGCACUAGUUUGUUUGUUUUUUAAGGAAAGAGCUUCCCCUCUCAACAGGAUUUUGUUUUUAAUUUCUCAUUUAAGUGUAGGAGUUUGUUGGUCUCGUGCAACCGACAGUCCUGACAGCUUCAACAAUCUUUUGACCAAAAAUGACAUCAGGAAAAUGGGACAAAUGCACCCAGGGGGUCAUUCAGAACUGCAUCCAGAGGGCUUCCCUUAGGCUCCAAGCUGCAAACUGCAUAAAGACCACCUUAAUCCAGAUCUGUCCCUGGUGUCUUCCUUGAGUUUCAGGGUCCUGCAAGAAAAAACAUUACACACAGCAGCCUACAGCCUAGUUCAGGGGUAGAGGUCUCCUAAUUCAAUACAGAAGGUAUCAACCUAUCUCUGGUCAUUAAACAACCCAGGUUUUGAUGAAGAAAUCAGCCUCCCUAAUCCCACCCAUCUAUUUCAGACCCGGGGAGUCUAGACUCAUUUUCUGAAUCAGAAAGAUUUCAGAGCAGCAAUGCCUUUCAUUUUUAAUCACAUGGGCUUAGGUCUAUAUGUACAUCCAUCUACUUAAGAUACACCGUGAGGCACUGAAAACACAACGUGAGGUUUUUCAAAUCAAUAGAACGCGUUGUGUUUUGAAGCCUCCUGGGUUAUGAUGGGAAAUAAGCCUUUUGUAAUCUGACAUUUUGACAUUUUGUAAUCUGGUACUUGCUUGAUUGUUUCUGAGUAUAAAUUAACCACACUACACAGUGACCUGACAGGUACUUGCAGGGUCACAGUGCAGUGGGUGAGGGAUACCCCUCUCCUCCAAUCCGUGCUAUGCUGCCUGUGACUUGUUAAAAGAAGAUUUGCUCAGAGGAGGGCGGGCCUGCAUUCUCCCCUGUGUGCUGUUGCAUGGUUUAUAACUGCAAGCCAAGACGUACUGUAAAAACCACACAAACAGAGAUUCGUGAAUUGGGUGUUUUGAAAAAGAGGAUCAGAGAUGAGCUGCAAGUUGUUUUUUUAGAUUUUUGGGGGUAAACUUUCCUUGUUCCGUGUGUUUUAGGCGGGGUAUAUAAUUAAUAACACUACUUAUAGAUGGUCUGUCUGCUAAUUGUCUUAAGUAUAUCAACUGAAACCCAUGUAUUCAGGGGUUAAUGUCAGUACUGAGUAUUGCAGAAUAAAACUGGUCUGUACUAUCAUUUUUAUUUGCUUAUUAUUUAUGUUUACUACUGUAAAUUGUAAAAUAAGUUAAAUAAGGACAGAAUUAAAAAAAAACUAUUUUCUUACAGAUUCUAUGCAAUACAUUUGUAAGAUUGCAAUAUUAUUAAAAUGACAAAAGCUGUGCUUUUGUAUUUUUCCUUGCUUUCUGUAAAACGUGCAUUUUUUCUACUAAUAUCAAUUGUCAUCCUUGCCCAUUGUAUGUGAUGUCUCAAGAAACGUUUGAUCACCUGUUGUAUCAAUGUGAUGUAAAAAGCAAAGUUUGGCAAACUGUUUUUAUUUUUCUUACAGUAUGUAAGGUUUUGGAUGUGAGUCUAGCUAGACUUUCCCCUACAGCUGUCCUCACAUGUAACCACCCAAAGUAAUGAACUUGUCAAUAAAACACAAUUUGGUUUACCUUA